AUGUCUGGACUGGGACCAGGCAAUGAUGUGCCCGACGUGACACAGGGUCCGGCACUGCUCGGUGUAUCAGUGACCAUGACUGCAUUGGCACUCUUGACCAGUAUACUCCGGUUCUGUGUUAGAGUGAGAAUCAAUCGAAAGGUCGUGUGGGAUGACUUGGUCUUGGGAGUGGCCAUGCUUUUUGGACUGAUCGGCGCCAUCAUGACCCUCGUCGAAGGAGCCAACCAAGAAAACAUGACUACUGUCAUCAAGUUCGACUAUCUUUCCCAGCCUUGGCUCUCACUGACCUCGGCACUGAGCAAGGUGUCCAUAUGCCUCUUCUUUCUCCGACUCGUGUCUCGAAUUAGGGCUUGGAAGAUUGUACUGGGAGCACAGGCCUCCAUGAUUGUCCUCGUUUCCCUGAUAUACUGCUUCACAACGCUGCUGCAGUGUCGCCCCCUCGAAAAAUUGUGGAACAUGUCAGUGGAUGGAGAGUGCUGGGGCAUGGAAGUUCAGCAUGGCAUUGAAUAUUUCCAAGGCGCUUAUGAUGUGUUUUCUGGGCUGUUUAUCGCCCUCUUUCCUCUCAUGGUCAUUCGUGACUUGGGAAUUUCGCGUGGUCUCCGUUUGCCUUUUUAUAUCCUUUCCAUCACCAGCGUUGUGUGA
Pestalotiopsis fici W106-1 is the source of this 642-nucleotide messenger RNA. RefSeq lists its product as uncharacterized. The coding region runs from base 1 to 642 and encodes 213 amino acids. Lineage: Eukaryota; Fungi; Ascomycota; Sordariomycetes; Amphisphaeriales; Sporocadaceae. The record is from RefSeq and is a predicted model, not a curated record. The transcript is spliced from 2 exons.